UUACUUGGGCAGCUAGCGUUCGACCAGCAGCCCGCUGACUGAGGUUCAGUUCUCAGUUGUUUUUCGUGUCGGAAAGUUGUCACUCGAGCGGCUACUCCCGAAGAAGCAAAUACCUUCUCUCUGUUGGGCAUAUUCCAGAGGAUACAAACUCUGUGGAGUAAUUUUCCUGAAUGGGAUACAACUCUGUUUUGCAAACAGGAGAUUUUUGAAUGAAAAGCCAUUGAUUCCAGCGCUUGGAAGGCGUAGAUCAUCCGCAGUUGAAGCGGACCAAACAAUAGAUUGUGCGUGCUUUAAGUGUUCCCCGUUGUUGUGUUUCUUUUAUGAGAGAAAAAAAAGGUUUUUUUCUUCUCGAGAUUUAUCAAUGAAAGCUUAAAGUGUGUCAGCCCUGUUUUACGUUGAAGAAUCUGUUGUUCAACCCUGCAGUCAUCAAGUGCAUUUCCAAGUGUUUCAAGAAAUCGUCUGUGUUCUAUUCGUUGUGAUCUUUGUGUAAACUUUGGCUUUGGACAAGUCCAAGGCCGUUCCAAGAGAAUCGAAUUUAAGUGUGAGGUGAUAUCAAGCAAUAUAGAAAAGUGGAAAAAACAAUUGUCAGAGUAAACUGGAGUUAUUAGAAGAUUGGUGUUGAUUCUGUUCCAAGCUGAAGAACCUUGGAAUCGCCGUGUGUCAAGUGUGCGAAAUAUGAUUUGGAGCAAGUCUCGAGCGAGCACAGUCAAUCACGGUGAAAAUGUAUCGACUAAUAUUGUUGAUGUGAUGCACUCAGCUCAGCUGGCCGUUGUUGUAGAAGCAGUAUCAGAAGUAUCGAAGCAACCGGAAGUGAACUUACCGUCGUCGUUGGUGCAUCGUAGCAACCUGGGAGCAGGGCAGCCGGGUAGUGAAGAUAUUCAAAGCCUACUACUGUUGGCGACGGAAGUGAGCCAGAAGAGCUCCAUCAGCGAAGCCUACUACAAUCUGGACAAGGUUCUAUCGUGAAGUGCGGCAGUGCGAGAGAUAUCGGUGGUUACGCCGCGCAACGAAGAAGAGAAAGCCGUGGAGAAAACGGAAAGUUUGCUGGUUAAAAGCCGCCGAAGAAGAGGUGUGGAGAGUGCUGAAUGUGUACAAUAGAAAGCCACAAGACGAAAUUAUUGCGAGCCAGCGCAACAGUGAUAAAGUAAAACUUGUUGAGAGUAAAAGUUGUUACGAAGCAGCGAAGUGUGGGAAAAGAGAAUUGGUAAAAUCGUGAUCUCGAGAAGCUUGUGAAGCAACGUAUACAAAAUAGCGGUAGAAGAAGAGCGUUCAAAAUAAAAUACGAAAAAAUCUACGAUUUUUCGUUCAUCAAUUGAGUUUACAUAUUUUGACGUAAAUCAGUGCGUUCCCAGCGUUUUGGCCGGUAGUGUAUUCUGCGAGUGCAAGUGGCGAGCGGGCGUUCCGUCGAAAGUCUGAUCACUUAUGAAAAAAUACUUCCUGAACAAAAUGUCAACCGGCAAGCGCUUGGCCAAACGGUCCAUCAUCGGUACCCGGGUGUGCGCCCCCGGUGCCGAUGGCAUCUGGUACUCCGGUACGAUCCAGACGGUCAAGACCAACCAGAAGGACAACACCAACUGCAUCAACCUGACGCCGAACACGCGCUACUCGGUGCGCUUCGACAGCAAGCUGGACGUCGCGAAGCGCGGCCUGGCCCGGGAGUUCCGCGAGAGCGAACUGAUCGGACCGGGCUUCAAGACCAUCAUGGACGUCCGGCUCAAGCCGGGCCAGAAGGUCUUCCUAACGUACAAUGGGCGCGAAAGUGCCGGCGAGGUCCUGCAGCACGACGACCUGAAAGACGAAGUUACCGUUAAGAUCGUUCCCGUUGGACAAGAGGUAUGCAAACAUCCUACUAACGAUGAUCAGCCUCUUCCCGCUAACGCCCCGAUCGAGCUGACCAAGCGUCUCGAAGAGGUCCGGCUGCUGGAGUCGCGCCGUUCGCCGCGACUCGCCGACCAGGAAAAGGACACGGACUUUGCCCGGCUGGCGGACAUGGCCGGCGACCGCCGAAGACAAUCACACAGCAUCGAUGUGCCAUUCUCACUCACGCAACAAAAUGGAUCUCGUAAACGACGCCCCUCAUACUCACAGGACGAUCGGGAAUAUUACAGUAUUAACGACGACGACCCGAUGGACGAAUGCCACGCGGCCCUGGUACUGAUGAGUCUGUCCUGCUCGCCGAACUCUUCCUCCGUGACCACCGGUUGGGAGCCCAUCCUGGGCACCAGCUCGGGCAGUAGCAGCACCUCGUGGAGCACCGGUUCGACCACGCCACCGCUCAGCGAGGAUGGACAUUCCACGUCGCCGAACAGUGCCAGCAGCAGUGUCAGCAGUAGCAGCAGUAGCGGCAUCGGCAGUAGUCCACCAGGCAACAACAACAACAACAACAACAACGUCGUCACCACCACCAAUAACAAUAACAACAACAACAGCAGCGUCAAUAACAACAACAACAACAACCAGAACACCCAAAACACCAACACUGCCAACGCCACCACCAACGGUACCACCAAUGACAUUGUGAUUCGCGGUCCCCGGACCACAUCGAUCUCCACCUCGGACGAGGGCAUCGGAAUGGACUACAACGAGGACAUGCCACGGAAGCGACGGGCGAGCCAACCAAUCUACAAAUGCACCUGGAAGGGUUGUGGCGUCAUCUACACAUCUUGUUCUGAGGUCACCGCUCACGUACGAAACGCACAUCUAGGUCCCCGCAAGCCGGACGAGGACAGCGACGAGGAGGAUUUCUUCUUCACCGAAAUUGAGGAUGAAAGUGACAGUGGCCUUAGUGCGCCCCAUCCACCAUCGCCACCGACUCUGAGCCACCGCGACAUGGCUCGACCCCCGCACGAAGAUCCGGAGUACCAACGGCAGCUGGUUGGUACCUACCGGCAGGGACUGCUCUCGAUGUCCUCCCAGCAACAGCAGUCCGCCCUACAGCAGCAUCCCCAUCUGCAGCAGCACUACGGUCAGCAGCUUCAGCAACACCAGCAACAGCUCGGAGCCGCCAUCAAACCGCCACUGCCAGGGCACCAGGCCGCCCAGCUCCAUCUCCACCAUCAGCAGCAGCAACAGCAGCACGGUCUGAAUAACAACAACAACAGCACGGGCAGCAGCAACAACAAUGCCAUCAGCCAGCAAGGCCCGGGAAGCAACGGCAGUAGCAGCAGCAGUGGCGGCAGCAGUAACGGCGGCAGCAGCGCGGCCGUCCUCGCACACAGCAACACUUCGCCGCUGAUACACCACAACUACACCUGGUCGCAAGUCAGUCCGACCUCUCCCCAGAAGCACGUCCGUCUGUCGCCCCGCCCGUCCUACCCGUACCCGUCGCCAAACUACUCAAGCCAAAUCGCUCAACAACAUCACUACCAGCAACAGCAGCAGCUCAGCCAGAUCCAGCUGUCGCCCGGCGGCACCAACUACCACGCGCAGUCCGCGCUUCUCGGUGGUGCUGCGUCCGCCACCGGUGCCGGCCAGGUGCAAUCGCUGAACGGUGCCGGUCCUUUCGUGACGCCCGGCUCCAGCCCCGGCUCGGCCGGCAGCAACCGGUCGCCCCUAUCGCCGAACCGCCGGACGCGGGGCGAGAACAAAAAGUGCCGCAAAGUGUACGGCAUGGACCACAAGGAGCAGUGGUGCACCCAGUGCAAGUGGAAGAAAGCCUGCAGCCGCUUCGGGGACUGAUCGUCCAAGUCGCGCAGCAAGCCUCCGCCGGCAGCGUCGGCGUCAUCCCUUUCACCGCAUUCGCAGCCAACGGCGCUAGCAGCGCCUCUUGCGGUUGCGAAUGCGAACCACCACCAGCAGCAACAGCAACAACAUCAGCAGCAGCAGCAGCAGCACCAUCACAGCAGCAACCAUCAGCACCGGCUACAGCAAUCGCAGCAGCCGGUGGUCUGAUGCGAGCGUGGCGGGCGAGCUGCGCGCUAGGCGUUUGAAUGGUUUAGUGAGAGCGAGUUAGUGCGCGUGUUGGCGCGUAUCAUGCGAGUGCGUAUACGUUGUGUAUGAUGUGUUGGUGAGACGAGUGCGCGCGCGUGCUCUGUUGUACAUAUUAUGAGAUAAACGUGAUAUAUUUUAGCGAAAAAGGUUCAAGCAAGUGUGCGUGUUUGUAUAUGGGAAUAAAGACAGAAAAUGACAGAAAAAUGCGAAAAAAUUGUGGACAUCAAUUCGUAAAGAGAUAGUUUGUAGGUUCUAUUGAGUGUAAUAAUGUUAGCUAUUUAUAUUCUCAGCCGGCGUAAGUGGAAAAGUCGCAGUCCGAUAUCCGAUAAAAUGUACAGAAGCAGAGGCAGGUUUGAAACGGAGCAUAAUUGCGCAAGAAACGCACUACACACUAAAAUAUAAACACUGAUAUCCGGCAAACAAUGGCAACGUAGCGGAAAGAGAAGCGUAUUUUUGUACCGACAAAACCACAACUACUACUACUAUAAGUACUAAAGGCAAAACAAUAGUGUGACUCUAAGAAAACCAACCCAAAAUCAAAUUUCUCCUGCACGUUGUUAGACAGUUUAUAUUUUCUGUAUUUGAGCCCCACGUAAUCGUUGGAAACUGAUUUUACUCAUCGAAACGUGAAAACCAAGUUUACAAAGCUUCAAGUUGCAACUGCAUGUGAUUUUUUGAAACUGUUACAAAUACACACUGUAAAAAAUAUUUUUCAUGGAAAAGUAAAUCGUACUAAAACGCAUCGCUGUUGUUCGAACUAUUCUUUUUUGUUGAUUUUUUGAACUAUGCCUAUUAUAUGAAACACAAGUGCGCUAAAUGUUGUACCGUGCUGAACGGUUUUUUCUCCAGUCUCCCCCUUUCCCUUACACACAGACACAAACUAAGAACGGCAGAACAGAAGUGAACACACACACAAACGUAAAUUCAAAACAAUCCAACAUCUGGCAGUGUUGGCAAACAUCCAAGUCGACAGUCGAACGAUUCCAUUCCACACCAUCCGAACCCAAGAUCGUGCGCGCUACGGAACCGAACAGCAAAGAACAGAGAAAACCCGAACCAAUUGGCUAUUGAAUGAUGAUUGUCUAUCUCUUUAUCGAAUUACUUGAAACAAGCGGAAAAAUGUUGAAAAAUUGAGUGAAAAAUAUCGUAAAAACAACAUCCGUAAUUAAUAAAAAAAAAAAUGCAACAAGACUUUUAAAGGCUGAUUUAGUUUUUAAUGAUACAAAAAAAAUACCAACACGCAAAAUGAUGGAAACAUACAACAGCAAAUGACAACGUUUUUCCCCCCAAGAGGGUAAACGGCAACAUUCCCCCGAGGGGGAAUUUUAAACGUAAACAAAGAACUGACCGUCAUAUCAAAGCGUGCUCUGCUUCGGUGUCGACACAUUCUUGACAACUCGUGAAACGCACACACACUCACACCCGCCUUGCGGCACGGAACCACCACGUGCCGCUGUAAAACAACGUAACAUCACAAUCGAAAAACGACAACAACCAAAAACAUCAAAAGCGUCAGGGUGUGCGCGAUGGUGCGUGCGCUAAAAUGUGAACUUUUUAGUGUGAAGCGAAACAAAAUGAAAGAUAAAUGCGAAUAAAACCACUGCCAAUAAUGUUAAAGAUUAAAAUGAAGAAAAAUACAAAAAAAUACUACAUUUAACUCUACAUUGAAAGCGAAAGCAAAACAACCAUUAAAAUAAAGUAAACAAAAAACACUUAUCGAUUAAUUAGGCGCAAGAGGAAACCGCGAAGGGAGCGAAGAAAAAAUAAGCAAAGCAAAUCCAAUCGAUAGACGUAUGUGUAAACCCUAAUCUUUGACGUGUUUUCCAUGGUAAGCAGUAAAAAAAAGCGUAAGCAAGCAAAAAACGUAUUAUAAGUAAAAGUAAAAACUCAAGUAGACGACGAAACCUAAACUAAAAGAGAACCGCUCUCGUCGAAGUGACGCUAACAUUUGAACACAAGUGGAGACAACCUGGCAAUGUAAGUUAAAAUUUUACGUAACUUUUAACGGCAAACGGACACACGUUACGUGUGCGCAAGUGUGAACUAAGGGGUUUGUUCGGAAUGUUUACAUUUUUUUCCGUAUAAAAACAAUCAAAUGUGACAACAAGCAAAAAUUGUGAUACAUUUCAGAAAAACCGAACCCGGUUCGGAUCUCCCCCGAUUGGUCCCAUUGGUCGUGUGCUAGAAAUUCCCACAUCAGCAAGAUUUUGUUUCUCGUUUACGUUUACGGAAUUUUCGCCAGCGGAAAUUUUUCCGUGUAUGUUUUAUUUUUGGGUUAAGCAACUGUCUCGAAACUUUUCGGGAGCAACAAUCAACCAACCAACCAACCAACCGCCAAGCCAAGCUGCAAUGAGUUUUGUUCUGUGAUACUGGCAACACUUGUUCUCCCUCCGCCCUGUACUCUCGCUCGGCGCUCUCCUAAUGGUGGCUUCAGUGAGGAGUGCGCGGACCUCCGCCGCCGGAACUGUUCCCACACGAAAAGACGGUUCCAUAAAUACGUGACAAAGGAAAACGAAACGCAAAAAACUGGCGUAAGCGCUUCCUACUCUGUGAUAAACGGGUUUUUCUGUUGUUAUUGUUCUUUUUAAAUUAUUACUAUUAUUUUUUGAGAAAUGUUUGCAAUUUGAAUUUUAAGUGUAGUUUAAGCGGUUGUGUUCUGUUGUUUUGAAACCAAUCUAGUCGCCUGGGAAAGAUUUUUUUUCGAUUUCGCCAGGUCUGGUAGCACUGAUUGUUGCCACGUGUACAUUUGAAUUUCUAAAAUUCUGCCAAAAUGUGUGAAUAAACAUGAUUUUUUUUACUGGAAAUUUCAGGAGAUCUGUCAACAGGUCUUCAUUGGCUGAGCAGGAAAAAUAUUCACUAUCUUGAAAAGAAAUAUAAAAUAUAAAACUGACAUCACUGCAGUAUGCAGCAGAGGAAUUCUGCAGUUCAGUUAAACAGAAUUGCAAUCGAAAGACUCCUCUCACUGCUUUUUUUCGGGAAAGUUUUUGUAAAUUUUAAAAUAUGAAGAAGAUACCAACUUAUGUAACUUUGUGAAGUGCUUUGUCAAAAUUCUGUAUGAUUGUGGUAGAGAAAGAUCUGAAACGAGAUUCCUUCGUACCUUUGGCGAGAUUUGCAUGAAUCUCAAACAAAAUUCAUCUGCAUCUCGGACAAACUUCGCCUGAAUUUCAAACGAAGCUAUGUCUGAAUCUCAAGCAAGGUUUGACUGAAUGACAGGCGGAAGUUGUCUAAAUUGUCAAACAAAGUCGCCUGAAUCUGCAAAUGAAAGUUGUCCGAGCUGUCAGGUGAAACUCAUCCAAAUGGUCAAAUGAAAAUCGUUUGAAUCGGCAAAUGCAACUCAUCUGAAUCGUUGAUUAAAAUCGUUCAAAUCAAUGUAUGGAAGUCGUUCAAAAGUCAUCGAAGAUAUCAGAUAAAUUUCGUUUGCAUUAGAGAUCGAGAUUAACCUGAGUACUCGGACAAAAUUCAAUUAAACAUCUAGACAAAUUUCGAUUCUCCUACCAUUCAAUACGACAGUGUUGCCAUCAUAUCUUGUCGCUCAGUUUAGCACCUCUAGGAGAACGAAAAGGCACAAUGAAAAAUCAAAUAAAAAUGCAUUUUCUUCCACACUUUUCCAAGCACCAAGCGUUUCGAUGCGAUUGAACCGGGCAAACUUUGACAGCACCGUCUGACAGUGGCUGUCACCUGCGGUAAAGAGAAACAAAAUGUCCGCGAACGUUACAAAAGAUCACGGUUGUCACGCUGCGUAGAUUUUUUUCGCCCAACAAACCUUGGUUCAGCUGAAUAACAGACUUUUUCAAACAACAAAAGCUAAUUGUACGUAAGAACAAAACACUAGAAUAAAAAUGGCGAAACCCGAACCCAAAACAAUGAUCUCCCGCGGUAAACCACCUUCAACCGAGCCCGGAAUAACCGGCCGCUGUCCCACUUCCACGGGAGCUUCUUCCUAGCUGUGUGUGUAUUUUGUGUAUUUCCCUCUGAAAGCGGAUCCUAACCUCUAAACUGAAACAACCGAAACAAGGACGUAUUCCAAAGAUUUUCAGUGUCUCUUUAUAAACAAAAACAACCAAUCGACGUAGGAAAACGCGAUAUUGAAUGUAAACAACUUAAAAAAACAUGGCAAUAACAAUAAAAAAUUGCGAAUAUAUGACUGAAGAAACCAAACAGCCAUACCCUAGCGGCGAAGAAACAUUCAUUGUCGAAGCGGGGGAAGGCAAAACAAUCGAAGCAAUCCGGAGAAGAAAUGCCGUCAACUGACAGCAACACCAGCGCGGAUCCAUCAAUUGACAAUCGACGAAGCAAAACUUGUAUCAUUCAGUUGACAUUAUUCCAAGAAAUUAAAGCAAAGCGAUCUCUCUCUAUCAAAGUGGUGUUGUUUUCGGUUGAAAGGUAAACAAAACAAUGUACUAUUAUUAUUAUUAUUCAUUUUUUUCUGACAUUUGCAAUACACAAACACACAUGCAGUUCGAUGAAUGAGACAAACGAAAAUGAGGAUUUUUUUUUCGAAUUGACAGCAGCAAACGUCAACUAUUAUAGUGAACCCCGCGGCGAGCGCCUACUGCCAGUCAGUGGCGGCGUGACAGAGUGGGGGUAAAUCCGCGAAAUAAAAGACUAAAUUUUUUGCCUAUUUAUAUGUACAAAAGUAUGAAAUUAUAGAAGAUCAUAUGAACCGUAAUUAACCUUUGUGGGUAAUAUUGUACACGUCGUAAACUUUUGCAGAUUUUUUUUUCUCGAAGUAGGGGCAUUAUUGCUAUUUAAAACCAACUGAUUAUCACAAUUGUGUGUGUUUUAAGUCGAGUAAUAUCCAGUUAAGGCGGCAGACAUCAUAGAACAUCAACUAACGAACCUAUAUAGGUGUGAGUUUUUAUGUAAGCAAUGAUUUUUCGAUAUUAAGAAACGACGAAAAAAAGAAAACUUUCCUCCUUCUUGUUACGCUUUGACAGAAAAAAAAACUGCUUGAAACAAAUAACUAACCAACAACAAUGAUACAUUGUUCUACGAAGCGAAAACUGAUAUACACAUACACACCCACGCCUCCAAAUCAAACAACUUUUCGAUAUCCCUCCAAUACUGAAACACUUUUUUCGAAGCGGAAGCUAUCUUAAUACGCAAGCAUUGUCCAAAACCUAGUUUCGGAAUUCGCAUCCACACGCACACAAAUCCACGAUCGAAGCAGGCUCUAUCCAUUCCCUGCGUGACAACGAGACGGCUGCAAGGCCAACUGCGAUGCGAACGCGAAAACAAGCAAUUUUCACAACAUCGGUGUUGUGUGAGGACGAAGAAAACCAAUACGAACUCGUUCCAGCGCUGUAUGUGUGCGUGUGAAGCGCGGCAGCGUGGCAAACAAUAGCAAACUCUAAUCGGCUGUAUUGUGUGUUUGGAAAAAAGCGCGUAGCAAAGUGAUUCAGAAGAACAUACGCGUGUGUUUUAAAAUGAACGAAUAAAUUUUCGAUAUGUUUUUUUUUUCGAUCCGUAGAAAUUCGGCUCCCCGUAAGUAACCCCGUAACGUUUUAAUACAACUCAAAAUUAACAUUUAGAGGAUAAUCAUACAUAUUGUAGUAAGAGGCGUACAUAUGGCAAAUCUAAGAACGAUAAGACGAUUUUUGCGAGCGUGUGCCUGCUGAGGAAUGAACAGUUCUGUUUGCAUUCAUUCACAAAUGAAACGAUCGAACAUGACUGCCUCAUUGUCAUUUCUGAUCGUUUCAUUCGGAAAAUGCCGAAUAGACAGACGUAAGGUAGUUGUGGUGAUCUGAAACAAUGGAUGGGAAGAGCUAGAAGAGCAGGAACGGAAAAGAACGGACACACAACAGAAAGAGAGGCAAUUUCAGUAUUUUUUUUUGGUUACCGAUGAAGAGGACUUACACGGCACUCUAACACAAUACACUCAGAAGAAGCUUUUUCUCCCUCUCCAUCACAGUGCUUUGUCUAGAUUUUUUUUGUUUUGUUAGUAAAUAAACUCAUAUGGUUCAACAGUUCAGCCAACUAAUCAAAAUGCUAUAGCAAUUCACAAGGCAAACAUUUCUUAUUCAAUGUUACGAUAUCAAUUAUUAAAAAAUCACUACAGCGUCUUUCUCAUUAUGAUAAGUUACGGCAAACGAAGUGAAAAAACGGCGACUAGAUGCGUCUGUUUACAGCGGUACCGUUUGUGGUUUUGAUUUUUUUUUUCUUAUUACGGGAGGUUAGUUUCGAACGUGUGCCGCUGAUAGGAUCGUGUACUAUUUUUACCUUAUUUAAAGGCCAUUUAUACCUAAGAUUACACAUUAUUAUUUUUUUUAAACUGGAAAAAGCUUUCGAGCCUUUGCCGUUUAUCAUCUCUGUUGCAUUAGCUAAUACAAGAAACAAUUUCAACAACCCACGUCUUGUUUAUUACAUUUUUCCCUAAUCUGUAAGCAAAACCAAUAUAUUACGAGUUAAGGUGAGACACAGGAGAUGGAAGACGACAGAGUAAGAGGAAAUCUUGUACCAUUUACACAUAUAACUAUAUAUGUCCCUAGGAAAUAAUUAUUUUACACAUAGACACACAAUCUUAGAGUUACAAAAAAUAUAUAUUCAUAUACAUUUAUUUCUUUUUUGUUAACAUUAUUUUUAUUUAUUUAUUUUUAGAACGUCGGAAGCUUAAUAGUGAAAAGUUUAGCAUAAUUUUACACACACCCCUCACACAGACACAGUAAAGUAAAUAAAGAAAAGCGAAACUAAAGUACACACAACCACACCAACACUUUUAAACGGAAACACAAAACAAACAUCACCUGGAUGACAGUUGAGCAUGUAAAUAGAGAAAAGUAACUGGAAGAAAACAGAAAUCAAAGCAACCCAAAAGAAAUCACUUUCACAAUCUAAACAAAAAGCAUAACAAAACAAAAUCACGAACACCGGCGCCGGCCCAGUGGGGGCAGGCCCCCCAUCCAACGGCGCCGCUGACGUCAAUGACCGAUUAGAUUUCACCUCUUUCCAAAUUAUUUUUCCUCUGAAAAUUCCUCACUCGAAAAACACUCACUCAAGUAACACACACACAGACAAAUGGCGGACACAGUGGUGUUGCAGAAAGCUUUGAUGUUGAUGAACGAAAACCGUCGGACUGGCAACCACGGGGCAGUGUUGCGCGCGUUUCGCGAUCCAAAUUUAGGACAAUUCACCCCCUAUUCGGCCCAAGCUGUCAAGCGAAACGUGCGCCCCCUCGUGCCGACUGUGUAGCGAAAAAUUUACACACGGAAAACAAACCAGAAGGUGUUAAAAAUCUAUAAUAAAGAAAGAUGAACAGAUGAUUGUUGUUAUCCGAUUUAAGUUUCCAAACUCUGCUGUAGAUACGAAAACAAAACAAAAACACGAGAAACCAGGACAAAGAGAAGUUGAUCUAAACUAAAUAUAAAUGUGUAUAUUCUGCAAAGAAAGAAAUAAAAGAAACUUGUAAAACACACAAAAACCGAAACAGAACGAUAUUUUUUUCUCUUCUACAUAUAUAGCUUUUAGUUGGUAGAGUUUAGUUAACCCCCCGUUCCCCCCUCACAAAAACAUCUCCUCAUUCAUCGUGAUUACCCCCGUAUGCCCCCACAUCCCUACGCCUUCAUCACUUAUUUCUUUUUUGGAUGUACAUAUCGUAUAAAUUCUUACCUGACUUUCGUUCGUUUCAAAAACACCACCAUUCUCUUGUUUUUUUCAACCCAUUUUCCAAUUCGGUUCUGAGAUUGCAAUUUCAAACCAUUAAGAGAUAAGCAAACGAAAACAAACAUGUGCGCCACUCAAAAGCAACCCAACCAGAAGCAAACCAAACCAAGCAUAGUUGGGCGGCUUGCGAAGAAAAUUCGAGAGCGAGAAAAGGAUCACCCGGAUGGGCGAUGAACAUGAGUGAAGUAAUAAUGAUUAUGAAUCAGUAAAACUGGCAACAACAGUAGUAGCAGCAGCAGGCAAUAACACGCAGCUUGAAUGACGGACGAUGAUGAAUAAGAACUUCACGAUAAUGAAGAUGAUAACUGGCGGUGAAGAGAGAUGAAGAAGAAACAUGAUGAUUUUGUUCGAAGUCGAUUUAAGGACAUACAGUUUUUUUUAGUUUUAAGUAAUACAAUAUUAUACAUAUUAUAAAUAUAUACACGGUAUUAGAUAAAAGUAA
This is a messenger RNA of Aedes albopictus (Asian tiger mosquito), 12031 nucleotides long. Its product is annotated as zinc finger protein 395. Lineage: Eukaryota; Metazoa; Arthropoda; Insecta; Diptera; Culicidae. Gene Ontology annotation, biological process: regulation of transcription by RNA polymerase II. The coding region runs from base 1423 to 3678 and encodes 751 amino acids. Gene Ontology annotation, cellular component: nucleus. Gene Ontology annotation, molecular function: DNA-binding transcription factor activity; RNA polymerase II cis-regulatory region sequence-specific DNA binding. The record is from RefSeq and is a predicted model, not a curated record. The transcript has 8 exons.